AUGUUAAAUGAAAAGAUGGGAAUUGAUGAUAAUCAGCGAGAUUUAGAAGUUGUUUCUACAAGAGAAUUAAAAGGAUGGUACUUGGCAAAUACAGCGAAUGAACCAUAUGUUAUUGCUGCCAUGUCAGUGUUCAUUCCUAUUAUAUUGGAGACUUAUUCAAGUCAAGCAGGGUUCAAAUUGGAUGAUAGAAAUGUUCCAUGUGAUAUCGAAAUAGAAGAUUACAAAUGUGUAACAAAAUUUGGAUUUUGGAUAGUUGAUUCAACAAGUUAUUCGUUUUAUAUAAUCGCAAUAUCGGUAUUAACACAGUGUAUUGUAUACAUUGGAAUUGGAUCAUUAGCGGAUUAUGGAAACAACAGAAAAAAAAUGCUUAUAGGAUUCUCUUAUGCAGGAGCACUAUUUACAAUUGCUUACAUAUUGGUCCUUGAACCUAAUAUGUAUUGGUUAGCUGGACUAUUGACCAUCUUAUCAAAUGUUUGUUUUGGAGCGGCAACGGUAUUUUGGUUAGCAUAUAUACCAGUGUAUACACAUAUUCAUCCAGAAGUAAUACAAGUUAAACGAAAUAAUGAUGAAAAUGGUGAUGUCACCAAGGAAGAAAUUUGUGAAAUUGAAGAAAGGAUUUCCAACCGAUUAUCAGUUAUGUCCUUGAUAUGGUGUAUACCCGCGGGUGUACUUGUAUUAGCGAUUGGUUCCAUAUUUGCUUUAAUCAUGAAAGACAAAAUAUUAAGUUUAAGAAUUGGUUGUGUUAUCGUUGGUAUUUGGUGGGUAUCGUUUUUAACUUUUCCCGUAUUGUGGAUGAAAAAUCGGGUUGGUCCUCCUUUACCAAAAGUAGGAACCACUAUAAGGUCAGCAAAACAUCUUGUGGAAACGGUUAAAUUUUUAGUGGCAUGGUUUAUAUUAUCAGAUGGAUAUGGUACCAUCACAACAGUUGCAACUUUAUUCGGAAAGAAGGAACUUGGAUUAUCUCAAGUGCAAUUAUUAAUAGCAGCAAUGAUAAUUCCUAUUUGUGCAAUGAUCGGAGCUUAUGUUUUCCUGAAGAUACAAUUGUACUUUAAUUUGAGUACAAAAACCAUGAUUAUAAUAACCACAUCAUUACACUCUUUGGUACCAUUGUAUGCAUUAUUGGGAUUUAUCGCACCAUUCGGUUUCAAAUAUUCGUGGGAGAUUUGGUUAUUUGCCAUUUAUUUCGGUAGUUUGAUUGGCGCGGUACAAAGUUAUUGUAGAGUUUUGUUUGGUAGUAUGAUACCUAAAGGUCAUGAAAAUGAAUUUUUUAGUUUAUUUGAAAUUACGGAUAAGGGUUCAAGUUGGUUAGGUCCCUUGGUUGUGGGAAUUAUUGGGGAUGUGACCCAUAAUUUAAGAAAUGCUUAUUGGUAUAUAUUGUUUUCCAUGGCAUUUCCUAUCCUUAUUAUAUUAACUGUAAACGUUGAUAAAGUAAUUAGCAGUUCUGCAAAAUUGUUACCUUCUGAUAAUUUUUGGGAUUACGAAAUUGGUUUAAAGAGAACUUAUGUCACAAAAGAGGUCAUAAAGUCGUGA
Molecule: messenger RNA, 1530 nt
Organism: Funneliformis geosporum
Lineage: Eukaryota; Fungi; Glomeromycota; Glomeromycetes; Glomerales; Glomeraceae
Source: the annotation of a GenBank genome assembly